CGCGUCGGCCUCCCAAAGUGCUGGGAUUACAUAGGCAUGAGUCACCGGGCCCGGCCUGGGGAAUCUGUAAAUGGGAUUUUGGGGAAUCAUAACGGAAUGGUGCCUAAGUGUGAAAAUAUACAAGCCUGCGCAGAGCUGCAAGGCUCACGGCCGCGUGGCCAGCCCCUUCCGCUUUACGUCUGAUGUCACGGCGUACGCGCCGGCGGGGGCGGGCGGAGCUUGGCAGCUCUGUGUUUAGCGGCUGAACCUGUGCGACUGCGCGGGAAGACGUUCCGCUUUGAAAUGCAGCGGGAUUUGCUGAGUUUCCCGCUGUCUCCAGCGGUGCGGGCGAAGUUGGUGUCUGCGGGUUUCCAGACUGCUGAGGAACUCCUGGAGGUGAAACCCUCCGAACUUAGCAAAGAAGUUGGGAUAUCUAAAGAGGAAGCCUUAGAAACUCUGCAAAUUAUAAGAAGAGAAUGUCUCACAAAUAAACCAAGAUAUGCUGGUACAUCUGAGUCAGGAAAGAAGUGUACAGCACUGGAACUUCUUGAACAGGAGCAUACCCAGGGCUCCAUAAUUACCUUCUGUUCAGCACUAGAUAAUAUUCUUGGGGGUGGAGUACCCUUAAUGAAAACGACAGAAAUUUGUGGUGCACCAGGCAUUGGAAAAACACAAUUAUGUAUGCAGUUGGCAGUAGAUGUGCAGAUACCAGAAUGUUUUGGAGGAGUGGCAGGUGAAGCAGUUUUUAUUGAUACAGAGGGAAGUUUUAUGGUUGAUAGAGUGGUAGACCUUGCUACUGCCUGCAUUCAGCACCUUCAGCUUAUAGCAGAAAAACACAAGGGAGAGGAACACCGAAAAGCUUUGGAGGAUUUCACUCUUGAAAAUAUUCUUUCCCAUAUUUAUUAUUUUCGCUGUCGUGACUACACAGAGUUACUGGCACAAGUUUAUCUUCUUCCAGCUUUCCUUUCAGAACAGUCAAAGGUUCGGUUGGUGAUAGUGGAUGGCAUUGCUUUUCCAUUUCGUCAUGACCUAGAUGAUCUGUCUCUUCGUACUCGGUUAUUAAAUGGCCUAGCCCAGCAAAUGAUCAGUCUUGCAAAUAAUCACAGAUUAGCUGUAAUUUUAACCAAUCAGAUGACAACAAAGAUUGAUAAAAAUCAGGCCUUGCUCAUUCCUGCAUUAGGGGAAAGUUGGGGACAUGCUGCUACAAUACGGCUAAUCUUUCAUUGGGACCGAAAGCAAAGGUUGGCAACAUUGUACAAGUCACCCAGCCAGAAGGAAUCCACAGUACUGUUUCAAAUCACAGUCAGUAUUAUUUGAUUAGAGUGGGAUUUUUAUAUUGGUGGGCAGUAAUUAUCUGAAGAGAGAAUUUACAACUUGCUUCUGUUAACUUCUGUAGGCAGCAAGCAUAUUUGAGGACAGCUUUUGAUGCUUAGAACAUCGUCCCCAAAAUAGUAAUAUACAGAAUAUUGUAGUCACAAAUGGACUGAAAUUUAUUCUUAAGAACAGAGGAAAUACUUAUUUUCGGGUAGUGUGUUCCAUGCCAUAUGUAAUGUCAGGAUAUUAAAAAUCUUUAAAGGGAAAGUUGUUGAAGAUUUCCCGAAAAGAAAAAAAUACUAAUAUUACUUAUUUUGGUCUUGUAGGUAUUAUAGAGCUAUUGUAGCCACCAAAUAUAGCCCACUUUAAGAUGUUAAUUUUUCUGUGAAUUUACAUCAUAGAACACAUAUUUUUGGGUAAAAUAUGCAUAUUUAUCAAUAAUGUUGAGGCCCAAGUAUAUUUUUGGCAUCUCAUUUUUCU
Sapajus apella (tufted capuchin) is the source of this 1773-nucleotide messenger RNA. RefSeq names its product RAD51 paralog C (gene RAD51C). The record is from RefSeq and is a predicted model, not a curated record. Gene Ontology annotation, cellular component: replication fork; Rad51B-Rad51C-Rad51D-XRCC2 complex; Rad51C-XRCC3 complex. Gene Ontology annotation, biological process: reciprocal meiotic recombination; meiotic DNA recombinase assembly; DNA repair. Gene Ontology annotation, molecular function: crossover junction DNA endonuclease activity; ATP hydrolysis activity; ATP-dependent DNA damage sensor activity. NCBI's taxonomy places the organism in Eukaryota, Metazoa, Chordata, Mammalia, Primates, Cebidae. Bases 283 to 1296 code for a protein of 337 amino acids. The transcript has 8 exons.